Dermacentor silvarum is the source of this 2511-nucleotide messenger RNA. RefSeq lists its product as uncharacterized. Gene Ontology annotation, cellular component: membrane. NCBI's taxonomy places the organism in Eukaryota, Metazoa, Arthropoda, Arachnida, Ixodida, Ixodidae. Bases 1 to 2511 code for a protein of 836 amino acids. Gene Ontology annotation, molecular function: G protein-coupled receptor activity. The record is from RefSeq and is a predicted model, not a curated record. Gene Ontology annotation, biological process: G protein-coupled receptor signaling pathway. The transcript has a single exon.
AUGGAGCUGAGCAUGGAGAGAGACAUACCUGCUGUAAUUCCACGGGCGGGCCCAGCGAGCAACAAUUUCACUGCCCAGAACCCAGCUCCGGCCAUCACCAACAGCUUUCCUCACGAGUCUGCAAAUACGCAACAUUUCUCACUUUCUGGUCAAGCCUUUGCAGCAGCUCCAACUUCGAAGGAAAGCACAGAAGACCAGUUAUCUUUCAGCUACAUCAAUGCGGAAGUUCAUUACACUCUUCUUCUCAUCAUCAUGGUGUCAAGCGUCGCCAUAAACGGACUUGUAUUUGUCCUGUUCUAUCAGCGCCCAUCAAUUCGCAUGACAUCCAACAAGUUUGUCCUCAACAUGGCCAUCGUGCACCUCCUGCAGACGUUCAUCGUGCUUCCAUUUGUAUUCGUGUCCGUCAUGUUUCAAGAAUGGAUAUUCGGCGACAUUUUUUGCAAGAUACACGGCACAGUGUCGAUGUGCCUCACCAUGGCCAAUGUGUUCUCCAUUCUACUCAUAGCCGUUGACCGGAACUGCGCCGUCAAUAGCCCGCUUCACUACUCAAUGACCAUCACAAAGAAGAGGACGAGCGUUUUAAUCGUGUCGACGUGGGUGUGUGCGUUAGUCGUCUCAGUGCCGCCGCUGGUGGGUGUAUCAGGCUUGCAGUACCAGAAAAGAUGGGCGAUGUGCUCUGUUACCUGGUACGACACCGGUCAACUUACCUUAGCGUACGCUUGCGUCCUCAGUGUUCUGGGCUUCCUGCUGCCAUUCAUUCGAAUCACGUGGAUCUACGCAUCCAUGCUUCAAGCAGCUCGGCGUAACAGUGCGUGCACCCGCAUUCGCAACGUCAAGAGCGGAAGCAACGAGAUAAGCCCGCCCUCGUCUGCAGGACCGGACGGCAGGAGUCACCUGCCUGUUCACCUUCCCCGGAAGUCGGCGUGGUCUAAACGAACGUCUUCACAUAGCCAAGCGUCUUCGUUGUUCGGUGACAAAUUGAAGGCUGUUCGCACAGGCGUUUUCGUGGUAGUGUCCUUCACAGCCUGCUUCCUUCCGUUCUUCGCCAUGACUCUUGUGGAAACACAACAUGCGCACACUUUAAAAACGCCUUUGCGCAAUCUUCCAGCCAUUGCCAUGCUGCUUCUGUUCUCCUCGUCACUCAUUAAUCCGUACCUGUACGUCAUCAGGAACAAAGCGACUCGCAAGCAUGUUCGUAAGAUGUUCGCCUGCCUGAAGCGCAAGCCUAGUUUUUUCUCGCCACUAGGUUAUCACUACAGCCACCAGAGCCCGCUCCGGGAGCGAAAGUGCUCAGGAGGCACGAGGGCGCCAGAAAGUACUGCCUCAUUGCGCUCAUGCGAAAGCGAAGAGUACCAGAGGUCCUUGAUGAGGCAUUCUCUUUACCGAAAUAAGUCAGGCGAAUGGAAGAUUGUAGCCGUCACAAUUGACCCGAAUCUCACGCCAUCCAGGCGGUCCUCUGUAGUAGUGCACCACCCACUCUGCGUUGAUGAGAUGGAAGAACAGCCACAGCAGCUGUUCCAGCAGGAGAACUCGCACCUUCGCAAUACACACAGGCCUGUGCACCACCGCAUGGCUGUUAGGAACAGCUUCUACCGACGAGCGUCUCUGGACAACCCAGAAGUCCCGUCCGAGCGAUUUUCAAGAAAUUGUCAGAGGUACGUUAAGCCCACCUCCACGAAUGCCACCAUUCGCUCAACAGGGGAUCGCAGCAAGUCCUUCCGUAUUCGGGGUCGUUACGCCAAUAGGAAUGAACCUACAGCAGCAUGCGACAGGUCGUGCAACAGCAGCAUCAACCAUGAAGAGUGGUGCCGUUAUUUUAUCGAUUCUUGCCAGCCUCACCAUGGAAGUAGCACUAGAUAUGAGUCACGGAGCAGCGCUUCUGUCCUCGCUGGUAGUGCUGAAACUAACCAGGUGGCGCCGCACUCUCCCACCAGCAUGGCCCAUGUACAGCGAUGCGGCAGCGUGCCCUCCGAGUAUAACUCAUAUGCAACUACUGGACACCCAUGUCGGCCGGCGCUGAAGCGAGGUCGGUCAUUUGCCUUCGAAGAGCGCGAGAUGAGUGUGGUCACUCCUUCACAGGCAAUUUCUCAGUUCGGCGGCCUCAGGAAGUCCCAGUUUGCCAUGGCGAAGAGAUCCCGAAAACAAUCUUCCAGCGACACGAAUACCACCACGCUGGAAUCCCUGACGUCGACGGAGUCGCAAGAACUUUCCAUGCUUGGGUCACCACGCUCUUUGUCGCCCACUUCGAGCAUGCCUCACCGUUACCCUCCGCCGCAUGCAUGCCAGCACCACCAGCAGCACCGCUACAGGGUACAUGGUUACAGUUCAAUGCCUCUACAGGCCACAAUUCUUUCUCAGCAACAGCAGCAACACAUCGAGUUGUCCCGAGAGUGUCACGAUCGAAGAGACUCUGGCUUUGAAGACACCAUGCUUGAAAGGUGUGAUCUGUGCGAUACGGUUGUGAACGAAAGUGACUCUAUCAAGACGAUGAAGUUGAUAGAACAUUUGUAA